AUGAGGCAGACUCUGGCACGUCUACGAAGGCCAUCCCUAUAUGUACUUGGAGCAGGAGUCGCGACCUAUACAUUCACCAAAUUGCAAACAGCAUCCCCUCCACUUUCCGCAGAGCAAGACACGAUCCGCUCAACACUACAAUGGAUCCCACCGUCUAGGAAGGACAUGUUGACCGCUUUAAGGAAUGCGGAACCAGUGCCAACGGGUGCUAGUAAUCCACACAUCUUUGAUUUGUUGAUUAUUGGAGGAGGAGCAACGGGGUCUGGAUGUGCUGUCGAUGCUGCUACUAGAGGAUUGAAGGUCGCUAUGAUUGAACGCGAUGAUUUUGCUUGUGGAACAUCGUCACGAUCAACGAAACUGGUACAUGGUGGUGUCCGAUAUCUAGAAAAAGCCUUCUGGGAUCGCGAUAUGGAACAAUUGAAACUAGUCAUUGAAGCACUGCAUGAGCGAUCUGUAUUUCUCAAGAUUGCGCCUCAUUUAUCCGCUCAAAUACCCAUCAUGCUGCCUAUAUACAAGUAUUGGCAAGUUCCCUACUAUUGGGCUGGGUGUAUUGCCUAUGACAUGCUAGCUGGUCGUGAAAAGUUGUCGCGAAGUUACUUUUUGGGUAAACGCAAAGCUCUAGAAGAGUUUCCCAUGCUAAAGAAUGAGAAUCUUGUUGGUGCUCUUGUCUAUUAUGAUGGACAACAUAAUGAUGCUAGAAUGAAUGUGGCAUUGACAAUGACGGCUGUAGCUGCUGGAGCAACUGUAGCCAAUCACGUAGAGGUCGUCGAGCUGCUCAAGAGACCACGUCAGGAACAAAAGGAAGGAUAUGGUCCAACAGAGCUAUAUGGAGCAGUGUUGAAAGACACUCUUACUGGUGACUCGUGGACUGUCCUGACAAAGGGUGUCAUAAACGCUACAGGACCAUUUAUUGACAAGAUACGUCAAAUGGAUGAUCCUUCGGUUGCAGAAAUAGUAUCACCAUCAGCAGGUGUCCACGUCAUUCUGCCCAACUAUUAUUCACCACGACAUAUGGGUCUUGUAGAUCCAGCCACGUCAGAUGGUCGAGUCAUCUUCUUUCUCCCAUGGGAGAAUCAAACUAUAGCUGGUACUACCGAUUCCCCUUGUGUAUUGACACCCAAUCCUUAUCCAUCCGAGCAGGACAUCGCAUGGAUAUUACAUGAAAUCGAAAACUAUCUAUCACCAGAGAUAAAAGUGCGACGUGGUGACGUGUUGGCUGCUUGGAGUGGUAUUAGACCUUUAAUUAGAGAUCCACAUGCUAAAAACACUGCUGGCCUGGUUCGUAGUCAUCUAGUAACCGUCUCACCAACAGGAUUGCUGACAAUAGCUGGUGGUAAAUGGACUACAUAUCGUGCCAUGGCGCAAGAAGCUAUUGAUAUGGCUAUAACCGUAUGUGAUUUAAAACCUACUGGACCAUGUAUCACUGAAAGACAUCAAUUGAUUGGAUCUCAUGCGUGGAAUCCAUCCAUGUAUGUCAAUCUGAUUCAAAACUUUGGGCUGGAAACUGAAGUUGCACAACAUUUAUGUGCUUCGUAUGGUGAUCGAGCUGCUGCUGUAGCUUCCCUGGCUAGUUUAACUGGUAAACGAUUCCCUAUAUUUGGAAAUCGAAUUAGUCAACUUUAUCCAUAUAUCGAAGCUGAGGUACGAUAUGCAGUACGAAGAGAAUAUGCCUGUACAGCUGUAGAUGUACUCGCACGUAGAACCCGCCUGGCCUUUUUGAAUGCUGCUGCUGCAUACGAAGCUCUAGAUGGUGUAAUAGAUAUCAUGGCUGAAGAACUUGCAUGGACGGACAAGCAACGAGCCCAAGAACGAGAAGAUACAAUCUCUUACCUGUAUACUAUGGGUCUGCCACCUUCAUACGUAUCACCGAAUGGCGCCGAGGAAGGAGACGAAGACAUAUACAACACAUCUCGAUUCCGCCCUGAAGAGUUGUUACGAUACCGUGCCGAGUUUGAGCGACUUGAUACCGAUAAUGAUGGCCAUAUAACUACAGAGGAUCUUGGAAGGAUACUGACUGGACUAGGCUUAAAGAUGUCACAGUCUCAAUUGGAGAACGUUAUUAACGAGGUGGAUUUGAAUAAGAAUCGUAGUAUUGAAUUCAAUGAGUUCCUUGAGGUAUUGUCAGCAGUAAAAGACGUCAAGAGCAAAUCCAAGUUUGCCAGAAUAAUAGCUGAUUUUGAGGACCGUGAAAGGAUUACGGAGCUUCGAUCAGGCGGAGGUGUUUAG
Molecule: messenger RNA, 2226 nt
Organism: Synchytrium microbalum
Lineage: Eukaryota; Fungi; Chytridiomycota; Chytridiomycetes; Synchytriales; Synchytriaceae
Gene: GUT2
Product: glycerol-3-phosphate dehydrogenase
Exons: 5
Coding region: 1-2226 (741 amino acids)
Biological process (GO): glycerol-3-phosphate metabolic process
Cellular component (GO): glycerol-3-phosphate dehydrogenase (FAD) complex; mitochondrion
Molecular function (GO): calcium ion binding; glycerol-3-phosphate dehydrogenase (quinone) activity
Source: RefSeq, a predicted model, not a curated record